This is a messenger RNA of Podarcis raffonei (Aeolian wall lizard), 2146 nucleotides long. RefSeq names its product zinc finger and SCAN domain-containing protein 20-like. Lineage: Eukaryota; Metazoa; Chordata; Lepidosauria; Squamata; Lacertidae. Gene Ontology annotation, molecular function: RNA polymerase II cis-regulatory region sequence-specific DNA binding; DNA-binding transcription factor activity, RNA polymerase II-specific. The record is from RefSeq and is a predicted model, not a curated record. The transcript has 4 exons. Gene Ontology annotation, biological process: regulation of transcription by RNA polymerase II. The coding region runs from base 552 to 2054 and encodes 500 amino acids.
AAGGGACGCGCCGACGAGGGGAACGUCCACUUCCGGUGCCCCUCCUCUCCCCCUCCCGUGGGAAAACGGACUUUGAUUUUCCCACGCGGCGGCCUCCGGAGCGUCCGGCGGGAGUGCGGAGCGCCUUGCGGGUGCGCGGCCGAGCAGGGGCCGCCCUGGGCGGGAGGCGCAAGGAAAGGAAGCGAGGCUGGAGCACCGGCUCGGAGGUGCCCAGUCAGCGGAGAGAACAAAAGGCAGGGGAGGCCCCUGAAUUUUGAGGUGCGGUUGCUGACUAGCACCCCAAUGCACCUCCUGCUUUGCAGGAAUGUUCACAUGCUGCGCUCAACGAUUUUGCAGUUUUGUGCACCCAGAAGAAGAAACCCGAGUUGCCAGCUGCAAUUCCAUUUUGCUGGAAAUACCUUCCCAUCGGGUGGACGUCCUGGUUACUCUCAGAAGGACCUUGCUUACCUUUGCUGGACUGGAACCCUAAUUUGAAAAUUCAUACACAGAGAAAGUGACAACAAAGCAAGGAAGACCAUUCUGUUCUCGCUGGGUGCUGUGCUAGAUUGCGAAUGGAAGAACAGGACUCUGCCAGCCCUGAUCCGGAAUUAAGCUGCCUUGCCACCCAGUCUGGGACCAGAGGGGAAUUCUGGGAAAGGAGCCUGCAGAAGAUGCCGGACCAAAAAACCCUCUCUUUGGAUGUACGUUGCUGGAGGUUCAGGCAUUUCUGCUACCAAGAGGCUGAGGGACCAAGAGAGGUUUGCCGCCGACUCCGCCACCUUUGCCAUCAGUGGCUGAAGCCGGAGAGGCACAACAAGACCCAGAUCUUGGACCUGGUGAUCCUGGAGCAGUUCCUGGCUGUCCUCCCCCCGGAGAUGGAGAACUGGGUCAGAGAUUGUGGGCCGGAGACCAGUGCUGAGGCAGUGGCCCUGGCAGAAGGUUUUCUCCAGGGUCAGGCAGAGGACGACAGGCAGGAAGAGGUGUCGGGGCAGCUUCUGGAGGCAGUGAUGACUUUCCCCAGGAAAGAGGCACCUUCGUUGCGAAAUUCCCAGCGGCAGAUCGAUGGGGAGAUUUAUCCAGAGAAGAAAGAGGAAACCAGUCUGAUGGGUAAUAAUAGGCAGGAGAGCGAGGAUGAGGCGGAACCUUGGGAAGUAUCAGCAAAAAGAGACGAGCGUCUGGAGAUGCCCAAGAAAGCUGAAGCUCAAAAUUCCCCGGUGAUGGAGGAGGGAAACGCAGUGGAGAAUUGGUGGGGUGAUCACGAUGGGGAUUCCUCUAUGAUCCCAGUUCAAAAUGAGAAAAACAGUGGGAAGAGAGAGUAUAAGUGCCCUAAAUGUGAGAGCACCUUCAGUAGUGAAUUAAACCUGGAGGGACACCAGCGAACUCACACUGGGGAGAAGCCAUAUACGUGUCUGGAGUGCGGAAAGAGCUUCAACUGGAGCACGAAUCUGAUUAGACAUCAGAUAAUACACAGAGGGGAGAAACCUUACAAAUGCACAGAGUGUCGGAAGAGCUUCAACUGGAGCACGCACCUUAUAAGACAUCAGAGAAUCCACACCGGGGAGAAGCCGUACAUAUGCCUGGAGUGCGGGAAGAGUUUCAGUUCGAGCACAAGCCUAGCGUACCACCAGAAAACCCACACGGGGGAGAAGCCGUACAGGUGCUCAGACUGCAGCAUGAGCUUCUGCGUCAAGUCCAGCCUUAUGAGACAUCAGAGAAUCCACACGGGGGAGAAGCCGUACGGUUGCUUCGACUGCGGGAUGAACUUCACGGCCAAGUCGGACCUCACUCUGCACCAGAGAGUCCACACGGGGGAGAAGCCGUACAGAUGCUCCGAGUGCGGGAAGAAAUUUGGCCGGAGGAUAAACCUCACUUCCCAUCAGAGAACCCACACGGGGGAGAGGCCAUACAAAUGCUCAGAUUGCGGGAAAAGCUUUCGCAACACGUCGCACCUCCUUCGGCACAAGAGGAUCCACACGGGAGAGAAGCCUUAUAAGUGCCUGGCUUGCGGGAAGCAGUUUGGUCGGUGCGAGCAACUCGCUUCCCAUCAAAGAAUUCAUAUUAGGGAGAAUCCCUAAAAGCGCAUGGAAAACGUUUCAGUCAAAAUGCUGCCCUCACUUCACAUCAGAGAAGUGCGCUCACAUAAAAGAGUAUAAAUAGACUCCAGGAG